AUGAACACGCCCACGGAGCAAGUGCUAGUCCGAGAUGGAGCCGCCGAAGGACUCGAAAACCCCGUCCCGACCGACGAUGAUACCGCCGGUCAUCAUCUUCCAGCGCGUCCAGAAAUCGCUCGGGACAACCAACUGAGAGAAGGACGUCACUACGUGGAGAGAACGAGACAGGCGCCCCCCGCAUCUCGUCGUCGACUCUCCGCGUCUCAUCGCCGCGCCUCACCCCUGCGGCCACCCGCGCAGAGCCCGUCUCGCUCGCGCAGCGUACGAGCAAGAGAGAUUGCUGCGUCAUCUCGCAUGCCCGUCGCGCCGUCGCGCCGUCCGCGCGGGACUAGAGGUAACAUCCCUGCAAUAGGGAGGACCACUUCGACCCCCGCGCAGCUGCACCCCCCCCCCCCCCCCCGUGAUAAGUACGAGGUAACUUCCGCGCAAUACCGUAAGGAGAGCCGCGCCGCCCCCCAACCGCCGCGCACCCCCGCAGAGACCCUCGCGCCGUACCAGGUAACGAGCGCACCUCAAACCCACCAGCCGACACCUACCAUUGGCAUGGCGGGUUCACAAGAAGAAAGCAGCGAGCUACGUACGCCAGCCGCUUGGCCUGCGCACCGCGACGCCCUCCCGUCACACGCGCGGACCGCCGCGAGCACAGGCGCAGUUCGCAUGCAACCAGAAUCACCGACCACCACUCCGCAACAGGUACCGUCGUACAUGUUACCGGAUAACCCCGGCAGUCUACGGUUCUCACCGAGGACACAAGUAGAGUCGGACCUAAUAUUCAUUGCUAGAGUCAAAGAGAUGGGCGGCUUAUCCGACGAAACAAUCGAGGACUUGCUCAGGCUCUUACAAGCUAGACGAAGACGGCUCGAAAACGAAGGAGCCCCAAUGCUCUCGGAAAACGAACUCAGCCAAGCUAGAGUCAUUGCUGCCACAAGACCUAUUCCGGAAUUCAGGCAAGGCGUCACUCCAUAG
Molecule: messenger RNA, 969 nt
Organism: Bicyclus anynana (squinting bush brown)
Lineage: Eukaryota; Metazoa; Arthropoda; Insecta; Lepidoptera; Nymphalidae
Exons: 2
Coding region: 1-969 (322 amino acids)
Source: RefSeq, a predicted model, not a curated record